AUGGAACCCUGGCAGCAUGGGUCCUUGCAUGUCAGUCUCUUAUCUCUGACCGCUGCGAUCUUAAUUGGGGUGGGCGUUGUGAUACAUCGUUUGCUCGGCAUCGACUACGACCCUCGAGAACCUCCUCUCAUCAAAUCUAGAAUUCCGUACGUUGGCCAUAUCCUUGGCAUGUUCAGAUAUGGCGCAAAAUAUUUCGAUGUUGUGAAUCGCCAAUAUAGUCAUCCCAUCUACACCUUGCCGACACCCAACGUCCGACAGUAUAUUGUUGCCUCCCCGCAGCUAGCAGCACAGCUUCAGCGCUCACACAAGGAUUUAUCUUUUUAUAAUGCCAUCUUGGAGGUCACAAGGCGAAUGAUUGGAUUGAACCCGUCAACAAUGAAGAUUCUUGCACACAACGUCGACGGACACGGCGGUAGCGAUGGACUGAUGCCGGCCAUGCACGAUAUGCUUCAGAGUGUCCUUGGUAGGGGUGAGACAUUACAGCAGCUCACAAAGUCUCAAAUGUCGAUAUUCUCAGACGCACUCAGCAGUAUUGCUGUUGACGGCACCGCCAUGGAGACUGACUUACUUUACUGGCUUCAAAACGUUUUCGCCCAGUGCAACAUCGACACCUUGUACGGACCCGAAAACCCAUUCGCACUGGAUAAGUCAUUGAUUAGAUCAUUCUGGGACUUCGAGGUUGGCAUGCUCGGUUUGAUCGUUGAUGUACUGCCCGCCAUCACCGCAAGAAAAGCCUAUAUGGGCAGAGAAAGGGUUGUCAGAGGUCUGAUCGAGUACAUCCAACGAGGAAGUUACAAAAAAGCCUCUGUCGUUAUUCAGAAUCGAGUCCGCCUAAACUUAGGACAUGGUCUAAGCGAGGAGGAAUCUGGACGGGCUGAAACCAUUCUCUUCUUCGCGAUUCUCGGCAAUGCUGUUCCAUCCACGUUCUGGAUUAUCGCCAACAUAUUCAGCCGGCCAGAGCUGCUAGCCGAAUUACGCCAAGAGUUGGAAAACUGUACUUUUGUGCUCGAGGAUGGAAGUCGGACGAUUCGGGUCUCCAGUAUCAAGUCCGCUUGUCCGCUCUUUGUUUCAACAUAUCGAGAAACCUUGCGCCUCAUCGGAAACUUAGCAUCGAUCCGCUACGUGAUACGCGACACUGUCGUGGGAAAGCAGUAUCUGAAAGGGAACUCGCUUGUUCAAAUGCCCGGCUGCGUCAUUCACCGUGACCCAAGAACAUGGGGCGAGGAUAGCUCGGAGUUCAAACCCAGACGAUUCAUGAAGUCUGCAAGCACGGCCGGGAACACCGAGGACUUGACAGAGGCAGAUGCUAAAGAGUCUACAGCAACGCAGCUGCCGCCUGGUGUUCCAGGAGCCGCUUAUAGGUUGUUUGGUGGAGGAAGCGUGAUAUGCCCUGGCCGACAUUUCGCGCAGAGCGAGAUUCUUGGCUUUGUCGCAUAUCUGAUUAUGGCUUUCGAUAUGACCGGGCCUAAUGGCAGAACGUUGGUCCUCCCAGAGAAGAAUGAGGACGCAAUUCCGCUGAGUGUCUUGAAGCCUAAGCAAGAUGUCAGGGUACGAAUUGCCCGGCGCAAUGGUCUGGAGAAGGCUCGCUGGACCAUAAGCGCUUGA
Molecule: messenger RNA, 1605 nt
Organism: Cyphellophora europaea CBS 101466
Lineage: Eukaryota; Fungi; Ascomycota; Eurotiomycetes; Chaetothyriales; Cyphellophoraceae
Exons: 1
Coding region: 1-1605 (534 amino acids)
Molecular function (GO): iron ion binding; oxidoreductase activity, acting on paired donors, with incorporation or reduction of molecular oxygen; monooxygenase activity
Source: RefSeq, a predicted model, not a curated record